Messenger RNA from Tripterygium wilfordii, 522 nucleotides. RefSeq lists its product as uncharacterized. The record is from RefSeq and is a predicted model, not a curated record. The transcript is spliced from 4 exons. Lineage: Eukaryota; Viridiplantae; Streptophyta; Magnoliopsida; Celastrales; Celastraceae. Bases 1 to 522 code for a protein of 173 amino acids.
AUGCGGACAAUUUUUGUCGUUCAGUCGUUCUAUCAAGCGUCGUAUGCCGUAGCUAAUACUAGGUUUGAUUUCUUCGCUUUAGAUUCACAAAGUCAAGGUUUCUGCUCAAAUCCUCCUAAACCCAGACCCAGACUCGCAUACUGGAAAGUUCAAUUUGUAGAAAGUUCAUUUGUUUAUCGAAGUUGUCAGCGGAGAAAUCAACCUAUUACUAUCAAGGUUAUAAACAUAAUGUCUCAUCAACAACCAUCAACUAAAAGAGUGAAAACUCUUUUUUCCUUCUUUAAAAAGAAAUAUGGUCUUAAUGAUGAUCAACAAACUGAGGUAGCACAAACUUCAAUUCCUAAUGUGCAGACUUCUGAAACCGUGGUAGUUGAAAGCUCAAUUCCUAAUGUGCACAUUUCAGACACCUUUUCUUUUGAACGAGAUCCAGGCUUGCGUAUCCCAAUUAGUGAUUAUCCAGUUAACCAACGAGAUGAGAUCAGACGGAGAUAUCUAAAAGCAGGGCCUUUUCAAUAUGUAUAA